AUGCCCGGAAAUAACUACUCUUCAAUCUCUACCAAAGAUAUCAAUAAUAGCUCGUCUGAAAUUCUGGACUUAACAAGCAUCGAGGCUAUUGCAGAGCUCAUUAAAGAAAAUAAGGCAAAAAAUGUGAUUGUAAUGGCCGGUGCAGGGAUAUCAACAGCUGCAGGUAUACCCGAUUUUCGCUCACCGGGAACCGGCCUAUACGACAAUCUUCAAAAGUUUAAUCUUCCAUAUCCGGAAGCCAUUUUUGAUGUGGAUUAUUUUAAGAGAAGACCCGAAGCAUUUUUCGAGUUGGCCAAAGAACUUUAUCCGGGCAAAUUCUUUCCUACCUUAACCCAUUACUUCAUUAAACUCUUGCAUCAACGCGGAGUUCUCCUUCGCUGCUUCACACAAAAUAUCGAUACGUUAGAACGUCUCGCCGGUCUAUCUGAUGAUAUUUUAGUGGAAGCACACGGAUCAUUUGCGAUGUCAAAAUGUCUGAAUUGUCGUGAAUCAGUAGAUCCCGAAUGGAUGAGGGAAGAAGUAAUCGCCGGAACUAUACCAAAGUGUCAAAUUUGCAAGGGUAUAGUCAAACCUUGUAUCACAUUUUUUGGAGAGUCUUUACCAGCAAGGUUCUUUGAACGCGUACCAGAUUUCAAAAAAUGCGAUCUUCUUAUUGUACUUGGUACUUCCCUACAAGUUCAACCAUUUGCGAGUUUAAUAGAUAGUGUGACCGAGAAAACACCAAGAUUACUUAUUAAUCGGGAAGUUGUGGGCGUGUACGGAAUUUCAAAUUAUGGAUUUGACUUUGAAGGAAAAUAUAAUAAACAUAGACGUGAUGUGUUCCAUGAAGGUGCAUGUGAUGAAGGUGUACGAUUAUUGGCAAAACUUUGUGGAUGGGAGAGUGAACUUGAUCAAUUACACGUAGAGGGCUGCGAACAAUUGGCGAAAAAAUAUGGAAUUGUUCCUCCAGCUCUUUUAGUUCCCGAGAAUCUUGCUGUUUCUGAACCCUCUAAAUCAUCAGUUGAUGAGGUGGAUUCUUUGGCUGAGUUACUAGUUGUACAAGCAAACAUAAGUGAUGGUACUAAGAAUGAAGAUGAAGUUGAUUCUAAUGAUAAACAAACAAAAUUGGAUGCCGACAUAUCAAGGGGUGAAAUUAUCAACUAUGAAAAAUCUGAUUCUACUGUUGUUCAAGUGCAGGAGGCGGUCAGCGAGCAAUCGAGCACAAGCGUCACUACCGCCAGUAAUAAUUCUAAGAAUAAUACCGCAAUAAAUGAUUCAACGACGACUACUUCAAGUAUUGCUUUGAGUAAAGACGUUGAGGAUCCGGAUGGGAAAGCAGUCUUCUAG
Molecule: messenger RNA, 1326 nt
Organism: Ambispora leptoticha
Lineage: Eukaryota; Fungi; Glomeromycota; Glomeromycetes; Archaeosporales; Ambisporaceae
Source: the annotation of a GenBank genome assembly